UCUGCACUCUCUGUAGCGGGGAGAGAGAGAGAAAACAAAACUACAGACACAGAAAUAAGUUUCUUCAAAGAAGGCACAAAAAUAAGAAAAAGCAAAACCCUAAAGAGGCUCCAUUUUCAUGGAGAAUCUCUCGCAUUCUCGCCAGCCAAACAGGGCCAACGGCGCCAGUAAGGUGGCGAGGAAGGCCUACAACAAUGGCGGUGGCUUCGGAAGCAGGGCUAUGUUCGAUGACGUGUACGGUGGACCGCCGAAGUUCGGCGCCUCGGCCACGCUCUCGCCGCGCUCCGAGGACUACAGUGAGAUUUUCGAGAGCUUCCACGUGUCACGCGCCUCUUCCAUUCCGGUGCUGGAUCUUCCGGCGGUCGACGACUCCGAGGUCUUCUUCGAUGUACGGAGCUCCGGCUUCGACUACACCGAGGUCUUCGGGGGAUUCGACGGUCUGGACUGUGCGCUGUCGUACGAGGACUUGCUGUUUGACCAGUCCAAGGAUGGGGACCGCGAUUCCUCUGAAGAAGAAGAAGCUUGGACUCCGGCAGGAAGUGGAUCUCCUUCAGAAGAGUCGGAUCAUUAUGAGAAGAAUCAUUGCUUGUCAAAUGGGGAAUGUUACCAGUCGUUUGAUGAUGGUAAUACGGAUUUCAGCAUUUCUUAUCACAAGGCUAAUCAGACGAGUGAUGAAUAUAUGUCCUGUGAGACGACACACAUAAGUGAGCUACAUGCUGUUUCUGGAUUCACUUUUGGAUUCAAAGAAAGUUCUCCCUUGCAAAACACAGAAGAUGAGAAUCCAUUCUUGCAAGUGACUGAUGAUGACAAUCUCAGUAUGGAUUUUAGUGUAGGAAUGAUAAAGGGAAAGCAUCUGAAGAAAACCAUGUCACACCCCUCUAAUGGUAUUGCUGGAGGACAGACGUUUGGAAAUGAUCUUAAACCUGAAAAAGGAUAUUGCAGAAGUGGUUCUCUUCCUAAUGGGACGUUUCUAACUGUAUCUGAUAUCAGUCUUAGAACGCAGCCCUCUGAAUUGCCACCACCCUCUCGACCACCGCCUUUAGCAGAUGUCAAGAUGGAAGAUUCCAUUAGUUUGACUUCAAACGGCAAAUGCAUUGAUUCUGAAGGGACUGCAGGUGAUAGUUCACUGCCUAUCUUUGAUGUUGAGGUUGAUGCGAGCUCAUCUGCUGCGGCAUCUGCAGCUGCUAUGAAGGAGGCAAUGAAGAAAGCUCAAGCCAAACUCAGAAGCGCAAAAGAACUCAUGGAUAGGAAGAAGGAGGGCUUUCAUGGCAGUGCAAAAAUGAGUUCAAAGAAUCAUGUACUGGAUAGGGAAGAGAAGGAGAGUAAGAUUGUUGAUGAGUGUGCUAUUUUGAGGGAUGAUAGUGAGCAGAGUGCUCAUCACAGAGAAGGCAACAGGGAGGAAAGGCAAAAGGUUAGAAAGAAAGCCCAGGAAGUUCCAGAUUCAAUUGAAGAAGAGAAACUUCUAAAAGUGACUAAAAAAUCAGCAGAGAAAAAGCUUGGCCAGGAAUCCUGGUCAUCUCUGCGGUCUGAUAAAAUUGAUGGAGAUAGUGAAUGGAAAGAAGCAUCACAAUUUUUUGAAUUGGUGAGAACAGAUGAGUCUGGUAAGGCUCUUCAACAGACGAACCACGUACAGAUUUCAGUGCAUAAUACACAAAUGCAUGAGCGAGGACGGAAGGAGACAAAGGCAACCCUGGGAGUAUUUGGACAGAAAGAAGAAGAUAGUAAGAACGUGAAAUCAGCUAGAGGAAAUCAUGAGCUGGAGUAUGAGAAGAGAUCUAAAGUAGCAAAAGAGGCUUGUGAACAGGAGGAAAAUAAUGGGAGAUCAAAAACAGUUAAAGAGGCACACAGGCAGAAAGAGCAUGAGAAGGUGAAAGUGGCUCGAGAGGUUUUUGAACAGGUGGAGAAUGAGAAGAAAGUUAGAGUAGCCCAGAAGCGUUUAGAAACUGAAAAAAAAUCAACUGGAGCUGAUGUAUCAGAAAACUGCGACAACCUGGCUGAGUUCCAGCGGAAAGAAAAUAAAUUUGAAGUUGAGCAGGCCAUGAAGCACAAGGAGAAUCAGCUGAAACUGAAAGAGGCUAAUAAACGAAUGGAAGGGGAGAAAAGACACAAGGAGUCUUGUGAAAGGGAAGACAAUGAAAAGAGGAAAAUUGAGGGUUUUAAGCAGGAAGAAAAUGAGAAGAAGCUUAAAGAGGCUCUAGGGCGAGUAGAAGAUGAGAAAAAACUGAAGGAAGCACUUGAGCAGAAAGAAAGUGAGAAGAGAUUAAAGGAGGAGGUUAUUGAGCGGGAUGAAAAUGAGAAAAAACAGAAAGAGGCUUGCAAAAGACAAGAAGAUGAAAAAGAAUUAAGAGAGGAUCUUGAGCAGGAAGAGAAUAAAAAGCAACUACAAAAGGUUCUUGAGCAGGAGGAGCGUGAGAAGAGACUAAAAGAGACUCUUGAGUGGGAAGAAGAUGAGAAGAAACAAAAAGAAUUUCACGAAAGAGAGGAAAAUGAGAAGAGACUAGAACAAGCUCUUGAGCGGGAAGAAAAUGAGAAGAAACAACAAGACGCUUAUGAAAGAAAUGAAAAUGAGAAGAGACUCAAUGUUGCUUGUGAAAUAGAAGAGGAGAAGAGUCUAUAUGGAGCUUCUGAGCAAGAGGAUGGCAGAGAAAACCUGAAAAGGGCUCACGAAAGAAAAGAACAUGACGGAAGAUCCAAAGAAGGAUUUGAGCAGGAAGAAACUGAGAAGACAGCAAAAGAGGCGAGUAUCUGGGAAGAGACUGAGAAGAGGCUUAAAGAUGCUGGUGGGAAGGAAGAACUGAAGGGACUUAACAAAUUGCAUGGGCAAACUGGGAGGGAUAAAACUGGGAAGAAACUGAAACUGGCUAAACAAACCUUUUUGCGCGUGGAGGGGGAGGAUCUUAGGGUUUCUGAUGGGGCAUUGGAGCGGGAGGAUAGUGAAAACCUUCAAGCACCUAACUUAACGUGCACAAAUGAUAAAAACAGUGAAAAUAUGGAAAAAACUGAAGAUGCCCUUGCUCAUGAAGAGAAUGGAACGACAAAGUCUGAACCCAAAGAUAAAGAAAAGGAUCCAGAAGCUGUUGAAAUUGCAAAUGUACUAGUUGGUGAAAAAUGCAAAGCAUCUGAUGUUGCUCAAGGAGACUUGGGACUUGAGGAGAACCGAUUUGGGAUGGAAGAUGAUAAAAAGUCACUUCCUUUAGAUGAAAAUGUGAAGAAGGCAGGUGCACCCAGCAUUGGUGUUGGACAAACUCAGACAUACAGAAGUAAGAGUCUCUCCCAACUGGACUCUGAUCCUAUAAUUCAAGAGAGGAAAUUUGCACAUGAAUGGGGAGAGAGGGGAAAUAAUAUGAAGCAGACCCAGGCUGUUCUGGACCAGGAAGAAAGCAAGGACAGACUCAUGUCAACUCACGUGAAGAAAGACUGGGUUGAAAGUGGAAGGAAAAUAGAAGCAGCUUGUCCAGCUAUGCCCGAAGUGAAAGGAAACAUCCAGAAAACAUCUCCCCGUGUUAAUGUUAGACAGACUACAGAAAGAAAAGAGAAGAAUAUUAACGAAGAAGACAAAGAAAUGGAAAGGACAAAGAGAGAAAGAGAGCUGGAGAUGGAUCGCCUCAGAAAGAUAGAAGAAGAGAGGGAGAGGGAGAGGGAAAGAGAAAAGGAUAGAAUGGCUGUUGACAGAGCAACGCUUGAAGCUCGUGAAAGGGCAUAUACCGAAGCCCGUGAGAAGGCAGACAGGGCUGCUGUGGAGAGAGCAAUGGCAGAGGCUCGUGAAAGACUAGAGAAGGCAUGUGCUGAGGCUCGGGAGAAGUCAUUCACCGAGAAGGCAACUAUGGAAGCCAAGCUCAGAGCAGAACGUGCCGCAAUAGAGAGAGCAACUGCAGAGGCUCGGGAGCGUGUCGUGGAAAGAGUGAUGGCUGAGAAGGCUGCAUUUGGGACAAGAGAACGAAUGGAAAGAUCUGUUUCUGAUAAAUAUUCGGCUUCUUUCAGAAAUAGUGAAAUGAAACAGAGCUCUUCUUCCUUAGUUUAUGGAGCUGCCUAUCAUGCUGAGAGAUCUGAAGGAGUUGAAGGUGAAUCACCUCAGAGGUGUAAAGCUAGAUUCGAGAGGCAUCAGCGUACAACUGAACGUGCAGCAAAAGCUCUUGCAGAGAAAAAUAUGCGUGAUCUCCUUGCUCAGAGAGAGCAAGCUGAGAGAAAUAGAUUAGCAGAAACGUUGGAUGCUGAUGUUAGGAGGUGGUCAAGUGGAAAAGAAGGGAAUCUGCGUGCAUUGCUUUCGACACUGCAAUAUAUCCUUGGGCCUGACUGUGGUUGGCAGCCAAUCCCUUUAACAGAAGUCAUAACUGCUGCUGCUGUAAAGAAAGCUUACAGGAAAGCCACUCUUUGUGUUCAUCCUGAUAAAUUACAACAGCGGGGUGCAAGCAUUCAGCAGAAGUACAUAUGUGAAAAGGUCUUUGAUCUUCUGAAGGAAGCUUGGAACAAAUUCAACUCAGAAGAGCGGUAGCCGAGAUGUCAGUAUGUACGAUGAAUACACAUACAGAAUCAAGCUGCACAUUUUGUAAUUUUAUACUGCAAGUGUAUAUCUGUAUGUCCAUCUGAUAAUUCUCUUUAUCUAUGUAGCCCCUGAAUCAAUGUAAGCUCAAACUCAAAAGUAUAGAGGAGGUUAGAAGCAAAUAUUAAUGAACUGUUCAAAAUUGGACAUU
Messenger RNA from Corylus avellana, 4691 nucleotides. RefSeq names its product Chaperone DnaJ-domain superfamily protein. Gene Ontology annotation, cellular component: cytoplasm; vesicle; intracellular membrane-bounded organelle. Gene Ontology annotation, biological process: clathrin-dependent endocytosis; clathrin coat disassembly. NCBI's taxonomy places the organism in Eukaryota, Viridiplantae, Streptophyta, Magnoliopsida, Fagales, Betulaceae. The record is from RefSeq and is a predicted model, not a curated record. Gene Ontology annotation, molecular function: clathrin binding.